Propithecus coquereli (Coquerel's sifaka) is the source of this 9446-nucleotide messenger RNA. RefSeq names its product T-lymphoma invasion and metastasis-inducing protein 2-like. The record is from RefSeq and is a predicted model, not a curated record. NCBI's taxonomy places the organism in Eukaryota, Metazoa, Chordata, Mammalia, Primates, Indriidae. The transcript is spliced from 45 exons. Gene Ontology annotation, biological process: positive regulation of axonogenesis; activation of GTPase activity; small GTPase-mediated signal transduction. Gene Ontology annotation, cellular component: synapse; membrane. Gene Ontology annotation, molecular function: protein binding; guanyl-nucleotide exchange factor activity; RNA binding.
GAUGCCGCAGCCGCUGCUGCCAGCGCUUCCUCCUCUGUCUUCGCCGUACGCUGCUGGUUCCUGCGGCCCGAGCGGUGGGGAGGUGAAACAGGAGUCUGUCGGAGGAAGAGGAAGAAGGGGGGUGGAGAGUGUAGGGGACGGGGCUAGAGGGUAGGGGACCGAGACCGAGUGGGGCGGAGAAGAGAAGGCGCCGGGCCCGGCCCCUCCCCCGCCCGCUGCCCACCCUCCCCGGCUGCGCCUCUGUUCCCCAGAACGGCGCUCCGCCCGCCCUAGCGGCCAUGCCGGGGCCUCGCUGCCCCUGAGGGAGCCCUUCCCGCCAGUGCUGGCUCUUCCACUCCCGCCCCGGGGUCGCAGCGGGCCGCCCUCCCGCCGGCGCCCCCUCCUCGCGGCCACGCCGCCGCCCCCAUCUCGCUCUCCCCACCCAGUGCAGUGGCCGCCGCCUCUUCCGCCGCCGGGCUCGGGACCUCCGCAGCGACAACAUGGAGGCCGUGAAAACCUUCAAUAGCGAGUUGUAUUCCCUGAAUGACUAUAAACCACCCAUUUCUAAAGCGAAAAUGACCCAAAUUACGAAGGCAGCCAUCAAAGCUAUUAAGUUCUAUAAACAUGUGGUACAGAGUGUUGAGAAAUUUAUUCAGAAAUGUAAACCAGAAUACAAGGUACCUGGACUUUAUGUUAUUGACUCCAUUGUGCGACAAUCCCGACAUCAGUUUGGUCAAGAAAAGGAUGUGUUUGCGCCCAGAUUUAGUAAUAACAUCAUUAGCACUUUCCAGAAUUUAUAUCGUUGCCCUGGGGAUGACAAGAGUAAAAUAGUGAGAGUAUUAAACUUGUGGCAGAAGAAUAAUGUAUUUAAGAGCGAGAUUAUUCAGCCUCUUUUGGAUAUGGCAGCAGGGAUUCCUCCUCCAGUUGUCACACCUGUUUUGGCCAGUACUACUGCUGCUAUGAGCAAUACUCCAGGAACUCCAGUGACACCUGUUACUCCAGCCAAUGUGGUCCAAGGCUUACCUGAUCCAUGGGUAUCUCAGAUAACAAAUACAGAUACACUUGCAGCAGUGGCUCAGAUCUUACAAAGUCCUCAAGGCCAACAGCUCCAGCAGUUAAUACAAACUUUACAGCUACAACAGCAGAAGCCCCAGCCUUCCAUUCUGCAGGCCCUGGAUGCUGGUCUUGUGGUCCAGUUGCAGGCUCUUACAGCACAACUGACAGCUGCAGCUGCAGCAGCCAACACUCUGACUCCCUUAGAACAGGGAGUCUCUUUUAACAAGAAGUUGAUGGAUAGGUUUGAUUUUGGGGAAGAUUCUGAGCAUAGUGAAGAGCCAAAAAAGGAAAUUCCGACUUCUCAACUUUCUCAUGUUUCAGAAUCUGUGAACAAUUCCAUUUUUCAUCAGAUAGCAGAACAACUACAACAGCAAAACCUUGAACAUCUCAGACAGCAGCUCCUGGAACAACAGCCUCAAAAGGCCACUCCUCAGGAUAGUCAAGAAGGAACAUUUGGGUCAGAGCAUUCAGCUUCACCAUCACAAGGGAGCAGUCAACAGCAUUUUCUUGAACCUGAGGUCAACUUGGAUGAUUCCAUAGACAUUCAGCAACAGGAUAUGGAUAUAGAUGAAGGGCAAGAUGCAGUGGAAGAGGAGAUCUUUGAACAAGAAACUAAAAAAGUGGCUGUUCGCUCAAGAUCAAGAACACAUUCACGAUCUCGUUCAAGAUCACCAAGGAAACGAAGGUCUAGAUCACGGUCAGGUUCUCGAAAGCGUAAACAUAGAAAGCGAUCACGCUCCCGCUCAAGAGAAAGAAAGAGGAAAUCAUCACGUUCAUACUCAAGUGAAAGGAGAGCCAGAGAAAGGGAGAAAGAACGACAAAAAAAAGGAUUACCUCCAAUUAGAUCUAAAACAUUAAGUGUAUGUAGUACAACUCUCUGGGUUGGUCAGGUGGACAAGAAGGCAACACAGCAAGAUUUAACCAAUCUGUUUGAAGAGUUUGGACAAAUUGAAUCCAUCAAUAUGAUUCCUCCCAGGGGCUGUGCUUAUGUUUGUAUGGUUCAUCGACAAGAUGCAUUUCGAGCUCUUCAGAAACUUAGUUCUGGAUCAUAUAAAAUUGGGUCCAAGGUCAUUAAGAUUGCUUGGGCUUUAAACAAAGGUGUAAAAACAGAAUACAAACAAUUCUGGGACGUGGAUCUCGGGGUGACAUAUAUACCGUGGGAAAAAGUUAAAGUGGAUGACUUGGAAGGUUUUGCAGAAGGAGGCAUGAUUGAUCAGGAGACUGUAAAUACUGAAUGGGAAACUGUGAAAAGUUCAGAACCUGUUAAAGAGACGGUCCAGACAACUCAGAGUCCAACUCCAGUUGAAAAGGAGACAGUGGUCACAACCCAGGCAGAGGUUUUCCCUCCACCUGUUGCUAUGUUGCAGAUUCCAGUGGCUCCAGCUGUGCCUACAGUUAGUUUAGUCCCACCAGCAUUUCCUGUGUCGAUGCCAGUUCCUCCUCCUGGAUUCAGUCCAAUCCCUCCACCUCCUUUUCUACGAGCAAGUUUUAACCCUUCACAGCCACCACCUGGUUUCAUGCCACCUCCAGUUCCCCCACCUGUUGUACCACCCCCUGCGAUUCCACCAGUAGUACCAACAUCUUUAGUGCAGCCGCCAUUAUCCAUGACCCCAGAAACUGUGAAAGAUGUUGGAUUUGGUAGCCUUGUUAUACCAGGUGGUUCUAUUGCCAGCAGUCUUGCUACUUCCACUCUGCCAGCUGGAAAUGUUUUUAAUCCUCCAACUAAACAAGCAGAACCUGAAGAAAAAGUACCUCAUCUUAUAGACCACCAGAUUUCUUCGGGCGAAAAUACCAGAUCAGUGAUUCCAAAUGAUAUUCCAAGUAAUGCUGCAAUUUUAGGAGGCCAGCCACCAAAUGUGACAAACAAUUCUGGAAUUCUGGGAGUCCAAAGACCAAAUAUAUCAAGUAAUUCUGAAAUUCUUGGUGUCCGGCCAUCUAAUGUUUCCAGUGGUUCUGGGAUUAUUGGAGCCCAACCACCAAAUAUUCUGAAUAACUCUGGAAUUUUGGGAAUACAGCCGCCAAAUGUGUCGAGUAGUUCUGGACUUUUGGGAGUGCUACCCCCAAAUAUACCUAACAAUUCUGGACUUGUAGGAGUGCAGCCACCAAAUAUUCCAAAUGCUUCUGGACUUCUGGGAACACAUCCACCAGCUGGACCUCAAAAUUUACCCCCUUUAAAUAUCCCUAGUCAAAGGAUGCCUGCAAUGCCAAUGUUAGACAUUCGUCCAGGACUAAUACCACAGGCACCUGGACCAAGAUUCCCUUUAAUACAGCCUGGAAUACCACCCCAACGGGGAAUCCCUCCCCCAUCAGUACUUGAUGCAGCUCUUCAUCCACCACCCCGUGGACCUUUUCCUCCAGGAGAUAUUUUCAGUCAGCCAGAAAGACCUUUUCUAGCUCCUGGAAGACAAAGUGUAGACAAUGUUACUAACCCAGAAAAAAGGAUACCACUUGGGAAUGAUAACAUUCAACAGGAAGGAGAUAGAGAUUACCGUUUUCCUCCUAUAGAAAGCAGAGAAAGUAUUAGUAGACCUCCCCCUAUGGAUGUUAGGGAUGUAGUUGGGCGUCCUGUUGAUCCAAGAGAAGGUCCUGGAAGGCCUCCAUUAGAUGGUAGGGAUCAUUUUGUAAGACCUCCGUUAGAUAUAAGAGAGAAUCUUGUGAGACCGGGUAUAGAUCAUCUUGGUCGAAGAGACCACUUUGGCUUUAAUCCAGAGAAGCCCUGGGGGCAUAGAGGAGAUUUUGAUGAGAGAGAGCAUCGGGUUCUACCUGUCUAUGGAGGUCCAAAAGGCUUACAUGAAGAAAGAGGUAGAUUUCGGUCUGGAAGCUAUCGAUUUGAUCCUAGAAGUGGUCCUUGGAACAGAGGAUUUGGACAAGAAGUUCACAGAGAUUUUGAUGAUCGCAGAAGACCCUGGGAGAGGCAAAGGGAUAGGGAUGACAGAGAUUUUGAUUUCUGCAGAGAAGUGAAUGGAAAUCGUCUUGGACGAGAUAGAAUUCAAAACGCUUGGGUUCCCCCUCCUCAUGCUCCUCGAGUUUUUGAUUAUUUUGAAGGGGCCACUUCUCAACGAAAAGGUGAUAAUGUGCCUCAGGUUAAUGGUGAAAAUACAGAGAGACAUGCUCAGCCACCACCUUUACCAGUGCAGAGUGAUCCUGAACUUUUUGAAAAACUGACAUCUUCGAGUGAGAUAAACAAGGAGAAGAGUGACACAGUUGCUGAUGUAGAAAGUGAACCAGUGGUAGAAAGCACAGAAACUGAGGGGACAUAAUCAUCACUCAGUAGACUCACAGCUGAGGACACCUCUCAAGUUAAAAUGGGGAACUCCGAGAGUCAGUACACCCUUCAAGGAUCUAAAAAUCACAGCAAUACUAUCACUGGUGCUAAGCAAAAGCCUUGCUCCCUGAAAAUACGUGGCAUUCAUGCAAAAGAUGAGAAGUCGAUGCAUGGGUGGAGUCACGGCAGCGGCGGGGCAGGUUACAAGUCCAGGUCCCUGGCCCGAAGCUGCCUUUCUCACUUUAAGAGUAAUCAGCCUUAUGCGUCCAGGCUCGGUGGGCCCACGUGCAAAGUCUCCAAAGGCGUUGCCUACUCCAAGCACAGGACAAACGCCCCAGGAAAGGAUUUCCAGGGCAACAAUGCUGCUUUCUCUCCCGAGAACGGCUUCCACUAUGUUGGCCACCAGCCCGCGGAUAACCACGUCACCUCCAGAGACUGCAACGGCCACCUUCUCAACUGCUAUGGGAGACACGAGAGCGUCGCCUCCACGCCGCCGGGCGAGGACCGCAAGAGCCCCCGGGUGCUCAUCCGGACGCUGGGGAAGUUGGACGGGUGUUUGAGGGUCGAGUUCCACAACGGUGGCAGCCACGGCAAAGUGCCUGCGGAGGCCUCCGGGGGGCCGGUGCAGCUGCUGCGCUACUCGCCCACGCUGGCACCCGGGGCCUCCCCGGUGCCCGAAGCCACGAGGGCUUCCGGCGCCGAUUCCCCGCCCAGCCACCGCCCCUCUCCCACCGACUCUCGCCUGCGCUCCAGCAAAGGCAGCUCCCUGAGCUCCGAGUCCUCCUGGUACGACUCCCCGUGGGGCAACGCCGGGGAGCUGAGCGAGGUGGAGGGCUCCUUCCUGGCCCCCGGCAUGCCUGACCCCAGCCUCCACGCCAGCUUCCCACCUGGUGACGCCAAAAAGCCUUUCAACCAAAGCUCUUCCCUGUCCUCCCUCCGGGAACUGUACAAAGACGCCAACCUGGGGAGCCUGUCCCCCUCGGGUAUCCGCCUCUCUGAUGAGUACGUGGGCGCGCACGCCAGCCUCAGCACGCGCGUCUCCUUUGCCUCGGACAUCGACGUGCCCUCCCGAGUGGCGCACAGGGACCCCGCCCAGUACAGCUCCUUCACCCUCCCCUGUCGCAAGCCCAAAGCCUUAACCGAGGAUAGUGCCAAGAAGGACACCCUCAAAGCCAGGAUGCGACGGAUCAGCGACUGGACGGGAAGCCUCUCUAGGAAGAAGAGGAAACUGCAGGAGCCGAGGUCCAAGGAGGGCAGCGACUACUUCGACAGCCGCUCCGAUGGACUGAAUACCGACGUGCAGGUGCCCUCCCAGCCAUCUGCUUUGCUGUGGUCGGGGGGCUCGGCUCAGAUCCUGUCUCAGAGAAGUGAAUCCACUCACGCGAUUGGCGGUGACCCCCUCCGACAGAACAUUUACGAGAAUUUCAUGCGAGAGUUGGAAAUGAGCAGGACUAACACUGAGAACGUAGAGACGUCUACAGACACCGCGGAGUCCAGCAGCGAGUCGCUCAGCUCGCUGGAGCAACUGGACCUGCUCUUCGAGAAGGAGCAGGGCGUGGUCCGGAAAGCCGGGUGGCUCUUCUUCAAACCCCUCGUCACUUUGCAGAAGGAAAGGAAGCUGGAGCUGGUGGCUCGAAGGAAGUGGAAACAGUACUGGGUGACACUUAAAGGAUGCACCCUGCUGUUCUAUGAGACCUACGGGAAGAAUUCCACGGAUCAGAGCAGUGCCCCCCGGUGCGCUCUGUUUGCGGAAGACAGCAUUGUGCAGUCCGUCCCAGAGCAUCCCAAGAAGGAAAACGUGUUCUGCCUCAGCAAUUCCUUUGGGGAUGUCUACCUUUUCCAGGCCACUAGCCAGACAGAUCUGGAAAAUUGGGUCACUGCCAUACAUUCUGCUUGCGCAUCCCUUUUUGCAAAGAAGCAUGGGAAAGAGGACACAGUGCGGCUCCUGAAAAACCAGACCAAAAUCCUCCUUCAGAAGAUAGACAUGGACAGCAAGAUGAAGAAGAUGGCAGAGCUACAGCUGUCGGUGGUGAGCGACCCGAAGAACAGGAAAGCCAUAGAAAACCAGAUCCAGCAAUGGGAGCAGAACCUGGAGAAGUUUCACAUGGAUCUGUUCCGGAUGCGCUGCUAUCUGGCCAGCCUGCAAGGCGGGGAGCUGCCCAACCCCAAGAGUCUCCUUGCUGCCGCCAGCCGGCCCUCCAAGCUGGCUCUCGGCAGGUUGGGUGUCUUGUCUGUUUCUUCCUUCCACGCUCUGGUAUGUUCUAGAGAUGACUCUGCUCUCCGGAAAAGAACACUAUCACUGACUCAGCGAGGGAGAAACAAGAAGGGCAUAUUUUCUUCAUUAAAAGGGCUGGAUACUCUGGCCAGAAAGGGGAAGGAGAAGAGACCCUCUAUAACUCAGGUCGAUGAGCUUCUGCAUAUAUAUGGUUCAACAGUAGAUGGUGCUCCCCGAGACAACACGUGGGAAAGCCAGGCAUAUGUUCACUUUCAGGAUAAUCAAGGAGUUACGGUUACGAUCAAGCCAGAACACAGAAUAGAAGAUAUUCUGACUUUGGCGUGCAAGAUGAGGCAGUUGGAACCCAGCCACUAUGGCCUACAACUUCGGAAAUUGGUAGAUGACAACAUUGAAUAUUGUGUUCCUGCGUUGUAUGAAUAUAUGCAAGAACAGGUUUACGAUGAAAUAGAAGUCUUUCCACUCGAUGUUUAUGACGUACAGCUCACGAAGACUGGGAGUGUGUCUGACUUCGGGUUUGCGGUUACGGCGCAGGUAGACGAACAUCAGCGUCUCAGCCGGAUAUUUAUAAGUGACGUUCUCCCCGACGGCUUGGCUUAUGGGGAAGGUCUGAGAAAGGGCAACGAAAUCAUGACCUUAAACGGGGAAGCCGUAUCUGAUCUUGACCUUAAGCAGAUGGAGGCCCUGUUUUCUGAGAAGAGCGUUGGACUCACUCUCAUUGCCCGGCCUCCGGACACAAAAGCAACCCUGUGUACUUCCUGGUCAGACAGUGACCUGUUCUCCAGGGACCAGAAGAGUCUGCUGCCUCCUCCUAACCAGUCACAACUUCUGGAGGAAUUCCUGGAUAACUUUAAAAAGAACACAGCAAAUGAUUUCAGCAACGUCCCUGACAUCACAACAGGUCUGAAAAGGAGUCAGACAGAUGGGACUCUGGAUCAGGUUUCCCGCAGGGAGAAAAUGGAGCAGACGUUCAGGAGUGCUGAGCAGAUUGCUGCACUGUGUAGGAGUUUUAACGACACUGAGGCCAACGGCAUGGAAGGACCCAGGGAGAGUCAGGACCCACCUCCGAGGCCCCUGGCCCGCCACCUCUCCGAUGCAGACCGCCUCCGAAAAGUCAUCCAGGAGCUCAUGGACACGGAGAAGUCCUAUGUGAAGGAUCUGAGCUGCCUCUUUGAAUUGUACUUGGAGCCACUUCAGAGUGAGACCUUUCUUACCCAGGAUGAGAUGGAGUCACUUUUUGGAAGUUUGCCAGAGAUGCUUGAGUUUCAAAAGGUGUUUCUGGAGACUCUGGAGGAUGGAAUUUCAGCGUCAUCUGACUUUAACAUACUGGAAACUCCCUCGCAGUUCAGAAAAUUACUGUUUUCCCUUGGAGGCUCUUUCCUUUAUUACGCGGACCACUUUAAACUGUACAGUGGAUUCUGUGCUAAUCAUAUUAAAGUACAGAAGGUUCUAGAGCGAGCUAAAACCGAUAAAGCCUUCAAGGCUUUUCUGGAUGCUCGGAACCCCACCAAGCAGCACUCCUCCACGCUGGAGUCCUACCUCAUCAAGCCAGUUCAGAGGGUGCUCAAGUACCCUCUGCUGCUCAAGGAGCUCGUGUCCCUGACGGACCACGAGAGUGAGGAACACUAUCACCUGACAGAAGCACUAAAGGCAAUGGAAAAAGUAGCGAGCCACAUCAAUGAGAUGCAGAAGAUCUAUGAGGACUAUGGGACCGUGUUCGACCAGCUAGUAGCAGAGCAGAGCGGGACGGAGAAGGAGGUAACAGAACUGUCAAUGGGGGAACUUCUGAUGCACUCUACGGUUUCCUGGUUGAAUCCAUUUCUGUCUCUCGGAAAAGCCAGAAAGGACCUUGAGCUCACAGUAUUUGUUUUUAAGAGAGCUGUCAUACUGGUUUAUAAAGAAAACUGCAAACUGAAAAAGAAACUGCCCUCAAAUUCCCGGCCUGCACACAGCUCUGCCGACUUGGACCCGUUCAAAUUCCGCUGGUUGAUCCCCAUCUCUGCACUUCAAGUCAGACUGGGGAAUACAGCAGGGACAGAAAAUAAUUCCAUAUGGGAGCUAAUCCAUACAAAGUCAGAACUAGAAGGACGGCCAGAAACCAUCUUUCAAUUGUGUUGCAGUGACAGCGAAAGCAAAACCAACAUUGUUAAGGUGAUUCGUUCUAUUCUGAGGGAGAACUUCAGGCGUCACAUAAAGUGUGAAUUACCGCUGGAGAAAACAUGUAAGGAUCGCCUGGUGCCUCUUAAGAACCGAGUUCCUGUUUCAGCCAAAUUAGCUUCCUCCAGGUCUUUGAAAGUCCUCAAGAAUUCCUCCAGCAGCGAGUGGACCAGCGAGACUGGCAAGGGCAACUCGCUGGACUCAGACGAGUGCAGCUUGAGCAGCAGCACCCAGAGCAGCGGCUGCCACACGGCCGAGAGCAGGCAGGACUCCAAGAGUGCGUCUCCUGGGAAAUACCCUCACUCCGGCUUGGCAGAUUUUGUGGACAGUCUCAUCAAAGAGAGUGAUAUUCUGAGCGAUGAAGAUGAUGACUACCACCAGACUCUGAAACGGGGCAGCCCUACCAAAGACAUCGAAAUUCAGUUCCAGAGGCUGAGAAUCUCUGAGGAUCCCGAAGCUCAACCGCCAGCAGAACCCCAGCCUGGCACGGAGGCAGGUGAGGGGCGGAAAGGAGGGAAGCAGCCCAGAUUGGUCCGGGGGCACUUCUGCCCCAUUAAACGAAAAGCAAACAGCACCAAGAGGGACAGAGGAACUCUGAUCAAGGCCCAGAUUCGUCACCAGUCCCUUGACAGUCAUUCUGAAAACGCCAACAUGGAUCUAAAUUCCGUUCUAGAGCGAGAAUUCAGUGUCCAGAGUUUAACAUCAGUUGUCAAUGAGGAUUGUUUUUAUGAAACAGAGAGCCAUGGAAAAUCAUAG